Messenger RNA from Fraxinus pennsylvanica, 1167 nucleotides. NCBI's taxonomy places the organism in Eukaryota, Viridiplantae, Streptophyta, Magnoliopsida, Lamiales, Oleaceae. The record is from the annotation of a GenBank genome assembly.
AUGGCACUGAUGCAAAAUGCUGCCCUCCCUUAUUGGGAAGAUUUGUACAAUUUCUCAGACCAAAAAAAGAAGGAUUUUUCUGGCAUGAAUCCUUCACAAAAUGUGAGCUUCUAUGCUCCAAGAAUCAAUGGUUGCAGUAGCAGAAAAAGCUUGAAGGUGAAUGCAAAUGUAAAAGGUUACAAAAAGGUCGAAACAAUAAACGGGAAGAAAGUCAAUGGGAUUCAUGUUGAGGGGAUGCCAUUUUCAGGUCAAACGAACACCGAUUUAAUUAAAGAUAGCAGCAUAGAAGAGCCAAAUCAUGAAUACCUUCUUGGCAGGUUUAUGGAGGACAGGUUUGUCUAUAGACAAUCCUUUGUUAUAAGGUCUUAUGAAAUUGGACCAGACAAAACUGCUACAAUGGAAACACUUAUGAAUCUCCUUCAGGAGACAGCCCUGAAUCAUGUGGCAAGCUCAGGUGUUGCUGGCAAUGGAUUUGGUGCAACCAGGGAAAUGAGCCUAAGGAAAUUGAUUUGGGUCGUUACUCGCAUACAUGUUCAAGUCGAUAAAUACAGCUCCUGGGGUGAUGUUGUAGAGAUAGAUACAUGGGUAGAUGCAGCUGGAAAAAAUGGAAUGCGCCGCGACUGGAUCAUCCGAGACUACAAUACUCACAAGAUCAUAACAAGAGCAACAAGUACAUGGGUGAUCAUGAAUAGAGAAACAAGAAGAUUGUGUAAAAUCCCUGACGAAGUGAAAAAAGAAGUCCAGCCCUUUUACCUCAAUAGAACAGCAAUUGCAACAGAAGAUAUUGACAGUGAAAAAAUUGAAAAGGUCACUGAUGAAUCUGCAGGAAAAAUCCGAACCGGUUUGGCUCCUCGAUGGAGUGAUAUGGAUGCUAACCAGCAUGUUAACAAUGUCAAAUACAUAGGAUGGAUUUUGGAGAGUGUGCCAAUAAAUGUACUGGAAGAUUAUAAUUUAACAAGCAUGACUUUAGAGUAUCGACGAGAAUGCCGUCAGUCCAAUGUUCUUGAAUCCUUAACAAGCAUGGAAACAAAAACAGCUGAAAACAGGCCUAAUAAUACUGCAAAAGAAGAUUUCGAAUGCACACAUUUGCUUCGUAUGGAAGACGAUAAUGCAGAGAUCGUCCGAGCAAGAUCAGUAUGGAAGUUCAAUCAAAAUCGCAUAAUCUGA